GCGGGGCGGUAUUCCGGAGAUACACGAGGUUGGGAUCGGAUGGAGUCGGAAGGGAGCGGAUCGGACGAUGCGGCGCAAAUCAGCGACCUGUCCGAGGAGAGAUUGCUGACCGUCCUGAGGGGGCGGGACUCCGAGGGGCGGAUCUAUACGUAUAUCGGAGAUCUCCUGAUUGCGGUGAAUCCUCUGAGAGAUCUUCCCAUCUAUGGAGCCGAGGUAUCUGAUAGGUACAGCUCUCAGCCAAUCAGAUCUCUUCCUCCGCACAUAUUCGCUGUGGCCGAUCGUGCGUACCGCAAUCUACAAGCCAAUCCGAGCUCCUCUGGGAAUCAGACCAUUGUGAUCAGUGGUGACAGCGGAGCGGGAAAGACUGAGAGCACCAAACUCCUCCUCCGCCACCUGGUGAGACGGAGCCGCGGAAACAGCCAACUAUGCCAACAGAUUCUGCAGGUGAAUCCGCUGUUGGAGGCGUUUGGAAACGCACAGACUGUGAUGAACCAGAACAGCAGCCGGUUUGGAAAAUACAUCCAGUUACGGUUCAGCCAGGAAAACGUGAAGGGAGCGAAGAUUAACGAGUAUCUCCUGGAGAAAUCGCGGGUGACUCACCAGGACUCCGGGGAGCGCAACUUCCAUGUCUUCUACUACAUGCUGUUUGGUUGUCCAGAGAAGGAGCGGGAAGUGUACGGCCUUCUACAUUCCUCCAUGUACAGAUACAUCGGUCAGGAGGAGUCGUAUUCAGGGGACUGGGCGGAGCGCUACCACACACUGUGCAACGCCAUGCGCAUGGUCGGCUUCCAGACUCAGGAGGAGUUAGACCUGAAGACCCUCCUCUCUGGGGUCCUGUCUCUGGGGAACAUCCUGUUCGUUGCUCAGGACUCCGGGGGGGUCACGGUGGAUGGCGAGUCCUGCGGGUGGCUGAAAGCUGCUGCGGGCCAGUUUGGGGUGCAGGAAGAGGACCUCCAGGACUGUUUGGUCUGUACCAUCUCUGUGAUGCGGGGGGAGACGAUCCGGAGGUUACACACCCAGCAGCAGGCAGAGGAUGCCAGAGACUCCAUCGCCCGGGUCGUCUACUCCCGUAUGUUCGGCUGGAUUGUCACUAAAGUCAAUGAGCUCCUGGCUGGUGAUGUAAAACGCGGGGCCACAGUGCCAGAAAUAGGUAUUUUGGAUAUUUUUGGCUUUGAGAACUUUGCUGUGAAUCGCUUUGAGCAAUUGUGUAUAAACCUGGCCAAUGAGCAGCUGCAGAACUUCUUCAACCAUCACAUCUUCCUGAUGGAGCAGCAGCAUUAUCUGCAGGAAGGGAUCCAGCAAGAUGCCGUCACCUUUGUUAACAACCAGCCGAUCUUGGAUCUCUUUCUGGCCCGGCCAGCCGGCAUUCUCUCCAUUCUAGAUGAGCAGACGUCCUUCCCGCGGGCCACAGACGACAUGUUCCUGGAGAAGUUGUGCGUUGGAUGUAAAGCAAAUCCGCACUUCGAACGAGCGCGAGGAAGGGACCCCGGAUUCAUCAUCCACCACUAUGCUGGGAAGGUCCAGUACACGGCGGUCGGGUUUUUGGAGAAGAACAGAGACACCGUCCCCACCAACAUCCAGAACCUCUUCAUCUACAGCGUCACUGACCUACUUGGCCUUCUCUUUGCAGCGAGUAUCUCCAGGACAGGAACUCUGAUGCCACAGAAAGGAAAAGCUCUGAUCCUACAGGAAUCCUCAUCCUCUCGCAAAAUGUCAGUCGGAGCGCAAUUCCGGCGCUCUCUGGCUAUUCUGAUGGAGAAGAUGUAUUCCGCCUCUCCACACUUCAUCCGCUGCAUCAAACCCAACAAAGAGAAGCUGCCCGGAGUCUUCCAUCCCGAGGAGGUGCUGAGACAGCUCCGGUAUAACGGUCUUAUGGAGACGCUGAGGAUCCGGAGAGACGGCUUCUCAUGGAGACCGACAUUCCAGGAAUUUGUGGAGAGGUACGGAAUCUUCCUUCUCACCCCAAAGGUGGCGGUCAGUAAAGAGAGCUGUGUGAGUAUUCUACAGAAGGUGGCGCUCCGGGACUGGCAGUGCGGGUCUUCCCGCCUCUUCUUCAAAUAUUGGCACCAAGAUGAGCUCAACCAACAACAGCUGAGACUCCAGAAGGCCGCCACCAAGAUCCAGAAGUGUUUUAAGGGGCUCCGAUGCCAUCGGGUUUACCAGAAACUUUUAGAGGAACUGAAGAUUCAAGAGAAACAAAAAAGAGAAGAAGAGGAACGAGAGCGAGAGCAAGAACGAGAGCGUGCCAGACUGCGGGAACUGGAGGCCCAGAAAUCCGCCCUGCGCCCCGUUCCUAUUCCCCGGAAGAGGCUUCCUCCAGUACGGAUAAAGUCAGAAGAUUCCCCAAUGGAGACCCCGGUGCCUCGCCCUCGCAGCACUCUCAUCCAGCUCUCACCGUUUGAUAACGCCAUUCACCGCGUCCCGUCUGUGAAAUCGGAGGAGGGGGAGAAUCGCCAGAUUCAGCGACGGAAAACGAUUAUGUGGUUCAGAGAGACGCAGGCCACGAAAGUGCUGGAUGACGGAGAAUUCCCUCCGUGGCUGUACGGCAUGACAUCACGCAGGGAUACGGAGAAUUUACUGACGGAUAAAGAGGUCGGCAAUUUCCUGAUCCGCAUCAGCCAAUCCCGGGCCGGAUACAUCCUCAGCUACAGGGGGAUGGACCGCUGCCGCCAUUAUAUGAUCGAUGUGCGCUGCAAUGGCUGCUAUGUCAUCCUGGGUGAAGAUCGCGCUCACUCCUCGCUCUCCGCCCUCAUAGAGUAUCACCGCGUUGUCGGUCUCCAGCCCUAUGGGGAAACCCUGAGAGAACCUUGUGAAAGGACCGGGAACUGGGGUCCGGACUGUGAGGAGAUAAAAUUCCUGACCAGAACUCUGUCUCUCGGAGAUGAGAAUGUUCCCUCUGCAUCCAACCAAUCGGAGCACAAGAAACUGGAGGAGCCCGCCCACCCCCUCCCUCAAUUCCACAAAUCCAUCCGAAGAGCCAUGCAGGAAAUCCAGCAGGCAUCUACAGCACAGAAGACAUUGGAGGUGUAGCGGAGCCAAGCGUGCGCAUCGUCGUGAUUGGAUGUCACCAUCUCUGUGAAUCUCUUUCUGUCCUGUGUGGAGACUCCCCAUAUAUACAGAGUGACGCCUGUUCCAUGAGAAGUAUAUUGGGGGGGGGGGGGAUGGGAAGGACAGUGAUUGGUGGAAGUCCCAUGCUCUUCCCUUUCCAGGAUCGCUGCACAUUCCUGGCAGAUCCCGAAUCCUAAUGAAAGUUCUGGAAUGUUCUGUAUUGUCUCCACCCAGGAAGGGCUUUUCCUUCCUGGUCCCUCUCUCUGAUUUGCUAAGCGACUUCCACUUUCCCCUCCAUAGUGGCCAAUCAGUGAUGGGAAUUAAGUGGACUCCACCUGCCUUCUCCUCGUUCCUCCAGCAUUCCUUCUCAGACACACUUUCUGAUUGGUAAAUUGGGAGGGGUGGGUAGCCUCCUGGAUGGUUCAUAGUGGGUGGGGAGCCUCCUGUAUGAUCCACAGUCUGUGGGGGAGGGGAGGGGUCGGGAGCCCCCUGGAUGGGCCCUAGCCUGUGGGGGGAGGGGGGAUGGGGGUUUCUCUUAAAGAAGAAUAGUGGACAGACAUGUCUGGAAGAUCCACAGAUCGCAGUUCUCACUGAUUGGUUCUAUGACUGUACAGAAUUUAUUAUUUGUAUUUGUACAGAAAAUUUGAUUUUUUCGAGGUGCCAAUAAAAUAUUAUUAUGUUUGUGAAA
Molecule: messenger RNA, 3736 nt
Organism: Rana temporaria (common frog)
Lineage: Eukaryota; Metazoa; Chordata; Amphibia; Anura; Ranidae
Product: myosin-IIIb-like
Exons: 29
Coding region: 40-3030 (996 amino acids)
Cellular component (GO): myosin complex
Molecular function (GO): ATP binding; cytoskeletal motor activity; protein binding
Source: RefSeq, a predicted model, not a curated record